CGCCACGCGCGCCCCGCCCCUCUCUUCAGAGCUACGCGGCGGCUGAGCGGAGGCCUCGUGCCGUAACGGCCAUCGCGGCGGCCGCGGCGGCGUCCCGGUGCCCUCCUCAGUGCAGAAGCUGCUGAAAAAUGGCAGAAGAAGUGGUGGUAGUAGCCAAAUUUGAUUAUGUGGCCCAACAAGAACAAGAGCUGGACAUCAAGAAGAAUGAGAGAUUGUGGCUUCUGGAUGAUUCUAAGUCCUGGUGGCGAGUUCGAAAUUCCAUGAAUAAAACGGGUUUUGUGCCUUCUAACUAUGUGGAAAGGAAAAACAGUGCUCGGAAAGCAUCGAUUGUAAAAAACCUAAAGGAUACGUUAGGCAUUGGAAAAGUGAAAAGAAAACCUAGUGUGCCAGAUUCUGCAUCUCCUGCUGAUGAUAGCUUUGUUGACCCAGGGGAACGUCUGUAUGACCUCAACAUGCCUGCUUAUGUAAAAUUUAACUACAUGGCAGAGAGAGAGGAUGAAUUGUCAUUGAUAAAAGGGACAAAGGUGAUCGUCAUGGAGAAAUGCAGUGAUGGGUGGUGGCGGGGUAGCUACAAUGGACAUGUUGGAUGGUUCCCUUCAAACUAUGUGACUGAGGAAGGCGACAGCCCUUUGGGUGACCAUGUGGGUUCUUUGUCAGAGAAAUUAGCAGCAGUCGUCAGUAACCUAAAUACUGGGCAAGUGUUACAUGUGGUACAGGCUCUUUACCCAUUCAGCUCAUCCAAUGAUGAAGAACUUAAUUUUGAGAAAGGCGAUGUAAUGGAUGUUAUUGAAAAACCUGAAAAUGACCCUGAGUGGUGGAAAUGCAGGAAGAUCAAUGGAAUGGUUGGUCUGGUGCCGAAAAACUAUGUUACCAUUAUGCAGAAUAAUCCAUUAACCUCAGGUUUGGAACCAUCGCCUCCACAGUGUGAUUACAUUAGGCCUUCACUCACUGGAAAGUUUGCUGGCAAUCCAUGGUAUUAUGGGAAAGUCACCAGGCACCAAGCAGAAAUGGCAUUAAAUGAAAGAGGGCAUGAAGGUGAUUUCCUCAUUCGUGAUAGUGAAUCUUCGCCAAAUGAUUUUUCAGUAUCACUAAAAGCACAAGGGAAAAACAAGCAUUUUAAAGUCCAACUAAAAGAGACUGUCUACUGCAUUGGGCAGCGUAAAUUCAGCACCAUGGAAGAACUUGUAGAACAUUACAAAAAGGCACCAAUUUUUACAAGUGAACAAGGAGAAAAAUUGUAUCUUAUCAAGCAUUUAUCAUGAUACUGCUGACCAGAAGUGACUGCUAUACAGUUGUAAUUCGUCAUGUAAUUAAAGACUGAGAAAAUAUCAGUCCAGUCAUGCUUGAUUGGAAAUUGCUGUUUCUAACUCUAUAUGAAAAUUGACUAUAAUACAUAAGUAUUUUUAUUAUAACUCAGUCCAUACAUAUAUACUACAUAUGCCAAACAUCUGCAUAGAGCAAUUCCUUAUCCUUGGUCUUUUGUUUUAUUGUUUUUUUUGCUCUUUUUCUCUUUGCUUCUAAUAUUAAGGUUUUAUAUUUUGAAAAAAUGAUGCAGAUCGAAAGCCUUUAUAUGGAAGAAUUUCUUUAUUGCCUUUCCUUUAUUUCCUUGUAAGGGCACCACCUUAGUUACUUCUGCAAUGGUUCUCUUCAUAUAAAAUUAUUAUAUCAAUUAUAUCAAUAUAUGGCAUAUGCUAAAAUAAAUUUCGUGGAGAGUUGUUAAUCUUUUCUGUGACUAAAUAGCAAUAAUAAAUGGAAAAUUAGAAAUUA
Molecule: messenger RNA, 1767 nt
Organism: Balaenoptera acutorostrata (minke whale)
Lineage: Eukaryota; Metazoa; Chordata; Mammalia; Artiodactyla; Balaenopteridae
Gene: NCK1
Product: NCK adaptor protein 1
Exons: 4
Coding region: 129-1262 (377 amino acids)
Biological process (GO): negative regulation of PERK-mediated unfolded protein response; positive regulation of translation in response to endoplasmic reticulum stress; negative regulation of endoplasmic reticulum stress-induced eIF2 alpha phosphorylation
Molecular function (GO): ephrin receptor binding
Source: RefSeq, a predicted model, not a curated record